CUGGUCUCCCCUCCUCAACCAACACCUCCCACAUCUUACCUCCACUCUCAUCUCCUCUCCUCUUCAUCCACCACCAAGUGCACCCAGUUCUUACACACCGACAGAUCUGCUCUUUUUCAUUCGUGCAUUCGCCGUUGACAUUACCGCCUCUGCUAGCUUAGCGACUCGACCACCCCUCCUUGCUGCCUUCACUCGCCCGUCCGCCUGAACGGCACCAGCACCCUCAAACAGCACCCACUCGCUCAGAGACUCGACGACCAGUCCUUUCUCCUCUCCGUUGGAAGCUAUCCAUCCACACCAAAGCUCAUCGGUAAGACCUCCUGCCUUGUGCAACGUGCAAUCGACAGCGGCAACACUGUUGGCGUUGGCAACCUGCACCGUGGUCGAGCUUCGUGAAGAUAUCUUUAUUGGGCACCCGAACACUCCCAUUUCCCUCCUCGAAAGAUCAACAUGACUCCUUUCGGGCAUCCCAGCACCCACAACUUGUUCUAUGGCAAGCAGCAUCGUCGUCAGACAAUCGCUGACCGUGGCUACAAGAACAUGGCAGCCAUGGACCAGAAGAACACCAACUUCAACCGCCAACAGACCGGCUACACCAACGCCAACAUUUACGGCAACCAGCAGCAGUACGGCAAUCGAGGCCAGCAAGGUCAGGCUUACGGCAUGCACCACAACCCACAGUCCGAUCCAAUGGGCGCUCUUGCUCAUGGCUUCCAAGGCAUGAACAUGGGCAACCAGUCCUUCGCGGCUCAGGCCAAGAACGCCAUGAUGUCGACUGCGGCCAACAAUGGCUAUGGCGGGCUCCCAACGGCGACCUCGAUGUCAGCUUCGAUGUACGGUGCCGGCGGACAGUACAUGUACCCGAACGGCUUCGCUGCUGCUGCCAACGCCCAGUCUCCUGGCAUGUACACUCCUCACGCUUCGCAGUACAUGCCGCAGCUCAACUACGGGGGCUAUCAGCAGCACGACAACAGCCCGCUCUCGCAGAACUGGACGCCGACCACUGCUGGAGCCACCGGCGAAGUCCCAACGCUCAUCACUCCACGCCGCGGUUCCAUCUCGUCGAACGAGAACGACCAGCCAACGACCCCUUCGUACGCCGGCUACCCCUACGCCGGCAAUGGCGUGGCCAUCAACCGCUCGCCCAGUGGUGUCUUCACCCACAGCACCCCAUCUCCGACAUCCAUGAUGGCUCCGUACGGCAUGCCCGUUGCCAAGCAGCCCGAGCAGAGCGAAGUCUCCCCACGCAUUAAGAUGCUGGUCACCCGUGACCCUGCCAUACCACGUGCCAUCCCAGCACCCUCUUCGCCACUCAAGCCCCUCGAUCGUGCCCUCGAGAAUCAGCGCGGCGAGACGAAUGUGUACAUCCGUGGCUUGUUACCGGAGACAACAGAUGAGAUGCUUGAGUCCUGGGGCAGCCGGUUUGGUGACAUCAAGAGCUCGAAGUCCAUCAUCGACUUGAACACUGGCCUCUGCAAGGGCUUCGGUUUCGUCAAGUACCACAACUACGAGGACGCCGAGAACUGCAUUCGUGGCUUCCACUACCUGGGCUACGAAGUGAGCUUCGCUCGCGAGUCCUUCUACUCGAAGCUCAAGACCUUCUCCGAUGAGGGCAACACCAACCUCUACGUGUCCAAUCUUCCGAAGACCAUGAACGAGCAUGAGCUCGCCAACCUCUUCCAACCUCACAAGGUCUGCUCCUCACGCAUCCUGCGUGACAAGAAUGGCCAUGGCCGUGGUGUUGGCUUCGCACGCUUCGAGAGCCGGGACGAUUGCGAGGAGGUCAUCAAGACCUUCAACAACCACACCAUCAAGACUGCCGGAGAAGAGCUCCAGGUCCAGAUCCGUUACGCCGACACCCAGGAGCAGAAGUCUCUCAAGCAGCAGACCCAAGCUGCACGUCAGUUCCGGUCCGCAGAAUACGAGUAUGCAACACAAGCCUGGCGCCAGGGCCGUCUUCCAUACGCUGGCUCCACGGUCCACGACACCAACCAGAACACUAACGAGUUCGACCAGUACCUUGGCACCACACCGGCCAUUCCCAUCCAAGGCCAGCGUUGGGCUCAGUCCGCCAUCCGCCAGGCACCUGGGCGUAGCCCGCUCGGUGCAGUGCCGUACACCAACGCCUCUCAGCCACCACUUGUUCAGAUAAACGUGGCUUCGGGAGCCGAAGGUCAGACUGGGACGUCCGAGACCACUGUCGACGCGAAGGCUGCCACCACAUCGCCGGUGACGGCUCAUGCAAACAGCCCGGUCGACUCUGCAGCACCAUCCACCGAAGAGUAAUGGCCAUGCAUCCUGGCACGCCCGACUCUUCAUCCCAUCGCUACUGUCAACGACACGAAUGCACCUUGUAAACUAUCACGAGUAGACGACUGGCGUCACGAUCCCACGAAUGACUACGACUGCAUGCACUUUCUGCACUCGGACCUUUGCAUUACUACAGCACGCUGAUGCUUCUGUCCAACUCUUGUCGCUCGCUCGCACCAACAGUAUGGACAUCUGAACAGAGGAAUAUGGUGGCAUCUACAACAUGAUCAUCAACAAUGUGUGUUGGUCAUGCCACCCGGCUGGCUUGGAAGUUGUCUACACUUAGCUUUUACGACAUGUCAUCGGUUCUUGUUUGUUCACAUCGGCGGCGGCAGCAAGGCUCUGCCAUGAAGACUGUAGCCCUCACGGGCACUAUCGGGUAUUCAAUGGCAUGGAUGAGGACGUGGGAGAGUAAUGGUAAUUGUUCGCUGCGAUGUUUCAUUCAAGCGUUCAUGACUCGAAUGCACGGA
Cercospora beticola is the source of this 2780-nucleotide messenger RNA. RefSeq lists its product as uncharacterized. Gene Ontology annotation, molecular function: RNA binding. NCBI's taxonomy places the organism in Eukaryota, Fungi, Ascomycota, Dothideomycetes, Mycosphaerellales, Mycosphaerellaceae. The record is from RefSeq and is a predicted model, not a curated record. Gene Ontology annotation, cellular component: ribonucleoprotein complex.